AUGCCACAGCCGUCUGUGAACGAGUGCAGCCUUCUUCCUCACAACCACUACUGGAUAACCAGCAAGCGUAUUGUCACACCAAAAGGGAUUAUUUCUGGUGCAGUUGAGAUAAAUGGAGGGAACAUUGUUUCUGUGGUUGGAGAAGAGGAUUGGCGACGGAAUCCCAGCAGUGGGCAAGUCAGAGAUUAUGGGGAGGCUGUUAUCAUGCCUGGUUUGAUUGAUGUGCACGCACAUCUUGAUGAUCCUGGAAGAACAGAAUGGGAAGGAUUUCCUUCAGGGACUAGAGCAGCAGCUGCUGGUGGGUUAACAACAUUGAUUGAUAUGCCUCUUAAUAGUUUUCCAUCCACAGUCUCCGAAGAAACUUUUAAACUUAAGUUGGAGGCUGCAGAAGGAAGGAUCUAUGUUGAUGUUGGUUUCUGGGGGGGUCUAGUUCCUGAAAAUGCAUUUAAUGCAAGUGCUCUGGAAGGCCUCUUACGAGCUGGUGUUCUUGGUUUAAAGUCCUUUAUGUGUCCUUCUGGGAUUAAUGACUUUCCCAUGACCAAUGCCAGCCACAUCAAGGAGGGACUCUCCAUACUGUCAAAGUACAGGAGGCCUCUAUUGGUACAUGCAGAGAUUAAACAAGAACUUGAAGGCUACUUAACUUUGGAAGAUAGUACUGAAAGUGCUCGCUCUUAUUCAACAUAUGUUAAGACCAGGCCUGCUUCAUGGGAAGAGGCAGCUAUUAGAGAGCUCUUAACAGUAACAAAAGACACGAGGACCGGAGGUCCUGCUGAAGGAGCUCAUCUUCAUAUUGUUCAUCUGUCUGAUGCAAGAUGUUCCCUAGACCUUAUUAAGGAAGCAAAAAGUAGAGGUGAUAGCGUCACAGUUGAAACUUGUCCACAUUAUUUGGCCUUUUCAGCUGAAGAGAUUCAAGAUGGAGAUACUCGCUUUAAGUGUGCUCCACCCAUCCGUGAUGCAGCCAAUAGAGAAAAACUUUGGGAAGCCUUGACGGAUGGACAUAUUGACAUGUUAAGCUCUGAUCAUUCACCUACUGUGCCAGAACUCAAACUCUUUGGUACUGGUGACUUUUUAAGGGCAUGGGGUGGUAUCUCUUCUUUGCAGUUUGUUCUUCCUGUGACAUGGUCAUAUGGGCAUAAAUAUGGACUUACUUUGGAACAAUUAGUUUCAUGGUGGAGUGAGAAACCUGCCAAACUUGCUGGCCUAAAUUUGAAGGGGGCCAUUGCAAUCGGGUAUUAUGCAGAUAUUGUUGUCUGGGAACCAGAAGUGGAGUUUGACCUCAAUGAUAACCAUCCUAUAUACCUUAAGCAUCCUAGCAUCUCAGCCUACUUGGGAUCCAGAUUAUCUGGAAAAGUUUUGGCUACUUUUGUGAGAGGAAAUCUUGUUUAUGAAGAAGGAAAGCACGCUCCUGCUGCCUGUGGUGUUCCAAUCCUUGCAAGAUAA
Ilex paraguariensis (yerba mate) is the source of this 1440-nucleotide messenger RNA. The record is from the annotation of a GenBank genome assembly. Lineage: Eukaryota; Viridiplantae; Streptophyta; Magnoliopsida; Aquifoliales; Aquifoliaceae.